AUGUUCCCAUACCCGUCCGGUUCUUUACAUAUGGGCCAUAUGCGAGUCUACACAAUUUCUGACGUCACUGCAAGAUAUUAUCGAUUGAAUGGGUUUGAUGUAAUCCAUCCAAUUGGUUGGGAUGCUUUCGGAUUACCAGCAGAAAACGCGGCUCGUGAACGAGGGGUCGAUCCACGACAAUGGACGUUAUCCAAUAUCGAAUCGAUGAAGAAUCAAUUGGAGAAGACUGGAAUCCUUUUCGAUUGGGAUCGAGAAAUUUCGACGUGCGACCCUUCAUACUAUCGUUGGACGCAGUGGAUUUUCCUGCGGUUGUAUGAGCAUGGUUUGCUGCGGCGAAUUUUAGCUGAGGUAAAUUGGGACCCCGUAGAUAACACGGUGCUUGCUGCCGAACAGAUUGAUUCUGAAGGAAGAAGCUGGAGAAGCGGUGCUGUUGUGGAGAAGCGAAAGUUGCGACAAUGGAUGGUUGAGACUCCACGUUAUGCUAAGGAUGAUAGGCAUCAACCAAUGGAAGAGCUUCUCGAUCUACAUCGCCUUCCUUUCAGUGUUUUGAAUGGCAUUUCUGGCGUAUGGAUGCCUGUCAUAGUUGUUCCUGAAAACUAUGGUGGACCACCGAUGCAUUUGAAUGCGAGACAUCAUUCAAAAUCUCGUCAGGAUAGACGAGCUCUUAUGCCGAUGAAUCUCAGGGACGUCCAGGAAAUCGCAAAGUUCGGUAAUUAUGGCGGAUACAUGACGUCCCGAACGCUUCAAGAUUGGGUUGUGAGUCGGCAACGUUCUUGGGGAACUCCGAUUCCUAUGAUACUCAGUCCUGACGGAAUGACUGCGGUACCGUUGGAUAACGACCAGCUGCCACUUCUUCAGGGUCAGGAACGAGGCGGAAAAGUACCCUGUGACAGAUUGAAAGGAGGUGAAGGUCACUACGAAACGGAUACAUUGGAUACGUUCUUUGACUCGGCAUGGUACUAUCUACGCUACCUUGAUCCUCAUAAUCAGAAUGCGCUGCUAUCCAAAGAAGCGUCGGCGAAGAUGCCAGUGGACAUUUACGUGGGCGGCAUCGAGCAUGCCGCGGUCCACAUGUUCUUUGCUCGGUUUAUCUCAUAUUUCCUCACCGACAUUGGAGUCACCCAG
Molecule: messenger RNA, 1125 nt
Organism: Ostertagia ostertagi
Lineage: Eukaryota; Metazoa; Nematoda; Chromadorea; Rhabditida; Trichostrongylidae
Source: the annotation of a GenBank genome assembly